GCAUUUGGAGAAGUUCUUCAGCAACUUGGGAGAAUUGAGGAAUCAAGUGUUCAAUUCGAAAAAGCUCUUUCUAUUUUCCGCAACAACCUUGGAGACAACCACCCUAGAGUCGCCAUGGUCUACAAUUUCAUUGCGAAAGAUUUGGCUCAGACAGGUCACCAAAAUAAAGCGGUGGAACUUUUGGAGAAGGCGGUCAAGAUUCAGUUGAAGAAUUCAAGAGAUGACCAUCCUGAUCUCGCCAAGAUCUAUGCCACCAUGUCUGAUAUUUCAAAUGCUGAAGACCUACAAGAAAAACCAUAA
Molecule: messenger RNA, 300 nt
Organism: Cylindrotheca closterium
Lineage: Eukaryota; Bacillariophyta; Bacillariophyceae; Bacillariales; Bacillariaceae
Source: the annotation of a GenBank genome assembly